CAUGCUGUUUAUCCGAAGCCAAGAGUGGGCUGGACAGCAGUGGCUAAGAAAAGAAACCCAGCAAGAAGAACAGGAGAGGCAAGCAACGUUGCCCACAGCCAAAACAAGACAGCACAGAAGAGACUCCAAGGACUUUAGAGAAGACAGAACAAUAAAUUACAAAAGGGUACCCAAUUCUAAGAAAGACUAUUUCUGAGGCAUCCAAUGCAGGAGAUCAGAAAGCAGGAAUGAAUCAUGCUGGGAGCCAUUCCUCGAAGAACCACAGCUCAGAAAGCAAACAGCAUUACAAAACACCAGCUCUCUCUGAGCUGCAGAGGCUGGUGUGGAAUAGAGGAGGAUCGGACAAUCAUGUGGACCAAGUGUGGCCAAACCUCUACCUUGGAGAUGCAUGGGCAGCUAGAAGUAAAACAAUCCUUCAGAGCCUUGGCAUCACCCACAUCCUUAAUGCAGCAGACGGACCAUACAACAUCAACACUGGAGCUCGCUAUUACAGAGACCUGCCCAUCGAGUAUUAUGGGGUACAAGCCUUCGAUGACAAUGCAUUCGAUAUAAGCAUCUUCUUCCAUGAUGCUGCUAACUUCAUGCGCAAAGCCUUAAACAGUGAAGGAGGAAAAGUAUUUGUCCAUUGUGCUAUGGGGUUAAGCCGCUCAGCCACUUUAGUGCUGGCUUAUUUGAUGAUCCAUGAAAACCUGACGCUUGUGGAGGCCUUAAAAUCAGUGGAUUCACACAGAGGUAUUUGCCCAAACACAGGCUUCCUCAGCCAGCUCCGAGACCUGGACAUCAAAUUAAAUAAUGAAAGGAAAACUAUCUAAGCGCUUGAGGCAAAAGGUAGUGAAAUUGCAUUGGAAGGACCACAGAUACUUCAUUAUGAAACCAUAAUUCAAGCAGCACAACCCUUGUUUACUCAGAUCCUUCUAUAUUAGGGGUGUUCAAGCUUAUGUUUUUUUUUACAACAAAGUCCCAGAAUUUCCCAGGCAGUAUGGCCACUGGGACACCUUUGUUCUGUAUGCAAUAAAGAUAUGAGUUUCAUAUUUGUUUCUCAGGGGAGAUGAAUAUGAAGCUUGCCGGCACAAGUGGCUGGCACGAUCAGGGCCUCUCCCUUCAAACUGGGCAUCCACUUAUGACUC
This is a messenger RNA of Pogona vitticeps (central bearded dragon), 1127 nucleotides long. RefSeq names its product dual specificity protein phosphatase 13B-like. Lineage: Eukaryota; Metazoa; Chordata; Lepidosauria; Squamata; Agamidae. Gene Ontology annotation, molecular function: MAP kinase phosphatase activity; protein tyrosine/serine/threonine phosphatase activity. The record is from RefSeq and is a predicted model, not a curated record. Gene Ontology annotation, cellular component: cytoplasm. Gene Ontology annotation, biological process: protein dephosphorylation; negative regulation of MAPK cascade.